Cololabis saira (Pacific saury) is the source of this 4480-nucleotide messenger RNA. It is a transcript of the gene nek7, whose product is annotated as NIMA-related kinase 7. Lineage: Eukaryota; Metazoa; Chordata; Actinopteri; Beloniformes; Belonidae. Gene Ontology annotation, biological process: protein phosphorylation. The record is from RefSeq and is a predicted model, not a curated record. Gene Ontology annotation, molecular function: ATP binding; protein kinase activity.
GCUUGUUUACAUUUGGGGUCAGACCGCGGAGCAGCGAGGCCUUCCAGCGGAAAACACGUCCACGUCUCGACUGACACCGCGGCCCAGGCGCUCUCCUCGGGGGGAAAAGUGCCACGCAGGACGACAGGUCCUCUCAGUCCACUCCUGGCCGCGACCUUGACAGGAAAAGUCAAAACAAAGACACAGAGUCCACUUCCUGGGGUGCACAGGAUCAGGCUCCUAACACCAUGGAUAUGGACAUACAACCACCAGGACAACAAGCGGCUGUGCUCGUGUUCCAGCCUCAGAAACCAUUGCAGCCAGAUAUGGGCCACAAUUCACUGGCUAACUUCCAGAUUGAGAAAAAGAUCGGACGUGGCCAGUUCAGCGAGGUCUAUCGAGCGAGGUACCUGUUAGACAACACAUCCGUGGCCCUGAAGAAGAUUCAGAUAUUCGACUUGGUGGAUGCCAAAGCUCGGCAAGAUUGCAUCAAAGAGAUAGAUCUCCUUAAGCAAUUGAACCAUCCCAAUGUGAUAAAGUACCAUGCGUCUUUUAUUGAGGACAACGAGCUCAACAUAGUACUGGAGUUAGCGGAUGCUGGGGACCUCUCUCGUAUGAUUAAGCACUUCAAGAAGCAGAGGAGGCUUAUUCCAGAGAGAACAGUGUGGAAGUAUUUUGUCCAGCUCUGCAGUGCGCUUGAACACAUGCACUCCCGGAGAGUCAUGCACAGAGAUAUCAAGCCAGCCAAUGUAUUUAUCACAGCUACUGGAGUAGUGAAACUAGGAGACUUGGGACUGGGAAGAUUCUUCAGCUCCAGGACGGUUGUUGCUCACUCUCUAGUGGGUACUCCUUACUACAUGUCACCAGAGAGGAUACAUGAAAACGGCUACAACUUCAAGUCUGACAUCUGGUCGCUAGGAUGCCUCCUCUACGAGAUGGCAGCUUUACAGAGUCCCUUCUACGGGGAUAAGAUGAACCUCUACUCCCUCUGCAAGAAGAUAGAACAGUGUGACUACCCCCCCCUCCCUUCAGAUCACUACUCAGAGGAGCUGAGGAACUUGGUAGACAUGUGCAUCAACCCCGACCCGGAGAAGAGGCCGGACAUCACCUACGUGUACGACAUUGCCAAACACAUGCAGAACAGGACACAGGGCUGCUAAAGCCCGGCGUUACACACACUAAGCCUUGCAGAACCCCCCCCCCACUUCCACUCUCGCUGGACUCGUAAGCCAUCUUUUAGCUUUUAUACAAAUACUUCAGAAUUUAGCUCUUUGUGAAGUGGUACCAGAAACACUUUUUAUUGUAAAACAUCAGUCCAAUAAAAUGACUGACGAUAAGAGUUGAAAACUCAACGAUACAGAUAUUAAUUUGUUGCGUAGGUUGUUUUUUCUUUUCUUUUUCCUGUUUUUUUUUCUUUAAUAAUGUGAAAAUGUGUCCUGUCUAAGCUCUAGCAGCUGACCUCCAUCUCACCAACUAACCUCAGUUAGUGACUUUAUAAAUUCACCCGUUUACCAACUUGUAUUUUUUCCUAAAGUGCCUACGAACUCUUUAUAUACCCCCCCCCCCACAAAGGUGGGACACAUCUCUGUCCUCUCACCAUUUAGUCUUCAGGAAUUCGCUCUUACUCAUAAUUAAAUAUCAAAAAGCCAAAGAGGAGAUGUUAGGAACAACUAAUAAAUGUAAACCUUUUUAAAAUCUUUAACCGUGUUGAUGGAAGUCCUAAUAACGCUGAAACUGGUUUUAUUUCAGCCUGCUUGUUUCAGCGUUGCUUUAAAACAGCAGUAACUCCUAGAAGAUGCUCUUUAAAGCAGCUGCACUGCAAAUAGAUUAAAUUAGCAACAUUGUAAUGUUCAGUGUUAAUCACGUUUACAGUCAAUCAACAGAAAUGUAAGUGUAGCCUUCUUGACUUUCAGUGUUUUUUAUUGUUAAUCCUCACAAAUGGCAAAGAAAAACAAGAAAGCAAGGAAAACGAGGCUAAAAAGAAAAGUUUAAGAUCCAAUCUAAGGAGGGAUUAGGAGGUUUAUCUUCACUCCAUGACAGCAGACCCGAGACAAACGGAGUAAUUGAUGGUUGAGGUGUUGUUAUGUUGCACUUUUUACCCUGGUACUGGAAGGCUGGCAGGGUGAUCACUUCUAAUGAAUGUAUUAGAAAGGGAAGGAUCAUUAUGAGGGUAGACUACAGACACGCUCCGGGGAGAACAUGGGCAAAUGUCUCCGCAACUCUUUGAAUGUUAGUCACUUUGACACCUCUGUAUUGUCUGAAAACUUCAGAAUUUCUCUUCUUGACAGCCUUGUAGGCAUAGAAGAAGAAGAAAAAAAAAGAAGCAGUUUUAUAUCUGCUGUUUACCCCACUUAUACGACACCGAAACAUUCUCUCCUUUAACCUCAACCUAACCACGGUGUACUGCUGUUACAAAGCGCAAGACUUCUAAAGGUGAUUUAAAAUCACCAAAAAGAUAAGAUCAAGUAAAUGAAACACUUGAGUCCAGUGAAAGCAUGAGACCCGUCAGCAAAGCGGUCGAACUCCAGACAAUCAUGAUCAUGUUGAAGUGCAAUUUGCAGCCUAAAUGUGUCUUUUUAAAUGCCAAAUAAAGAGAAAGCGGAUGGUUUCCUGGCAUAGCCGUCCAGGAGCUCACCGCCGUGCGCCUCGGAGGAGAAGGGAGCCGUUUCUAACUCCGUAAGAUUGUGUUUUUAUUAAAAGUACAUGAAAACCUUUUUAAAGAGACAAUGGUAAUAGUGGGAUUAUUUAGUUUUGUAGAAGAGAGGAAGAAAAAAAAGGCCUCCCGCAAGAUAAGUAGCUGUGUUUAAUGACUUGUUUUCAUUGGGAAGGAGGGAGAUAGUUAACGGUUUUACGGUAACCAGGUUUACAGCGGUGGGUUGUGAACGACCAGACUACUGCUGGUUGAUGGAAUGAUAGUAACGCUGCGUUGAAGGGAUAGAAAUCUAACAGUCGUCUUUUUGCGGUGUCUUUUUGAACUUUUAACGUUAUCAAAUGACAUGUUUAACCCUUCAGCUUAACUUCAGACCCACUGUGAUAUAUAUGUACGGUUGUUUUCUAUUAACAUCUAAUUCUGUUUAACGUGUUAUAAUCAGAAUCAAAGCUUAUACAGGCAACACAAACAAAUGAAUGUAAAUCAUUUUGUUUUGUAUGUUACAGACUUGGAGAUUUACUGCAAAUACAGUGUUUGUCAUCCUGUUUUGGAGGUUUAUACCUUUCCCUUUUAACCCCCCCCUGAAUGUCCAUUUAAUAUUCUUACAGCCAUGAAGCAAUUUAUUCUCAAAUCAGUUGCUACUCUUCCCUACGGAAGAGUAUUAGGGCCAGGCAAGAGGAAAAAAAUUGGAGAGUGGAAGAUUUUUUUUUAUUGUGCAAAGACGAAAUGUCGAGAAAAAAGUCGAAAUGUGGAGAUUGUUGAAAUACAAUUUCGAGAAAAAAGUUGAAAUUUCGUGAAUAAAGUCGAAAUUACGCCUUUUUUCUCAACAUUUCGACUUUUUUUUUCGACAUUUCGACUUUUUUUCAAAAUUAUACUUAAUCUCGACUUUUUUCUCAACAUUUUGACUUUUUUUCUUGACAUUUGGACUUUUUUCCUCAACAUUUCGGCUUUAUUCACGAAAGUUUGACUUUAAUCAGGAAAUUGUAUUUCAACUUUAUUCUCGAAAUUUCGACUUUAUUCACGAAAUUUCGACUUUAAUCACGAAAUUGUAUUUCAACUUUAUUCUCGAAAUUUCGACUUUAUUCUCAAAAUUUCGACUUUAUUCUCAAAAUUUCGACUUUAUUCACGAAAUUUCGACUUUUUUCUCGAAGUGCACAAUAAAAAAAAAAUCUUCCCUUCUCAAAUAUUUUUUUUUCCUGCCUGGCCCUAAUACUCUUCCGUACUUCCCCCCCUCGGUCCUCAUCUGUGCAGCACCAAAACAUUUCAGUAUUCUGUUAAAUUUUUCUGGGAGUUGUUUCUUUUAAGGCACUUUUUUUUUUUUAGAUUUUAGCUCUGAAUCAACGCUAGCAUACCAAACUAAUUUGCUGGUGUUAAAAAGAAAAAAAAAAGACAAAAUGCUAAUUUGUUUUGAUUUAGUUAAAGCAUCUGUUGCAUAAACUGACUUUCUGUGCAGAGAUGGUUAUGUUUUUGUUUACAUUGAAAAUGUAAUGGAUUUUUUUCUUUCUUUAAUCCUUAAAAAGGAGAUGUUUAAUUGACACACAGCUAAGUCACUUUAAGGAUUGUUUUGAGGAUUGUGACUAUAUCUUUACGUUUUUCUCUCUCCUCUUAUGUAAUGUCUGACGGCUCUAGCGUGUCCCGGCCUUCUAGCUUCGCUUGGUUUACUUUUCUGCAUGCUCACUGAUGUUGGUAUUCAAGAGUCCAGAAAGUAAAAAAAUAAAUAAAAAAAUAUUAACAGUUAAUAUUUAUUGUCUUGGUAUCCUUAGUUGCUUUCUUAAGAUUUCAUGUCAGAUGAAAUGCCCGUAUCCCAAACAUCUUGUAUGCAAACAAAAUGUAAUAAAUCUUUCAAACUUC